Psammomys obesus (fat sand rat) is the source of this 6142-nucleotide messenger RNA. It is a transcript of the gene Ipo9, whose product is annotated as importin 9. Gene Ontology annotation, cellular component: cytosol; nuclear envelope. The transcript is spliced from 25 exons. Lineage: Eukaryota; Metazoa; Chordata; Mammalia; Rodentia; Muridae. Bases 144 to 3161 code for a protein of 1005 amino acids. The record is from RefSeq and is a predicted model, not a curated record. Gene Ontology annotation, biological process: protein import into nucleus. Gene Ontology annotation, molecular function: small GTPase binding.
CCUCACCGGGAUCCUGUCCCCCGUGCAGGAGGUGCGGGCGGCUGCAGAGGAGCAGAUUAAGGUGCUGGAGGUGACUGAGGUAUAGCAUAAGCACUGUCCACCUGCGAAGGGCACCCCGCAAGGAUCCAGACGCACUCCUGGGCAUGUGGCGGGCACUGAACCGAGCGGAAGGCGGCCACGCUCGGAAAAAGGCCAGUGAAUUUGGUGUUCACCUAGCAGAACUGACUGUAGAUCCUCAGGGGGCACUGGCAAUCCGUCAGUUGGCAUCAGUCAUCUUGAAGCAAUAUGUGGAAACUCACUGGUGUGCCCAAUCAGAGAAGUUCAGACCUCCUGAAACUACAGAACGGGCCAAAAUUGUUAUCCGGGAGCUAUUACCCAAUGGGUUGAGAGAAUCCAUAAGCAAAGUGCGCUCCAGUGUGGCCUAUGCUGUUUCAGCCAUUGCCCAUUGGGAUUGGCCUGAAGCCUGGCCCCAACUCUUCAACCUGCUAAUGGAGAUGUUGGUGAGCGGAGACUUAAAUGCUGUCCAUGGAGCCAUGCGUGUGUUGACAGAGUUUACUCGAGAAGUGACAGACACACAGAUGCCACUUGUUGCUCCUGUCAUUCUCCCAGAGAUGUAUAAGAUAUUCACCAUGGCUGAGGUGUACGGUAUCCGAACUCGUUCCCGAGCAGUAGAGAUUUUUACUACUUGUGCCCAUAUGAUUUGUAACAUGGAGGAGCUGGAGAAGGGUGCAGCUAAAGUCCUGAUCUUUCCUGUGGUGCAGCAGUUCACAGAGGCCUUUGUUCAGGCCCUCCAGAUGCCAGAUGGCCCCACAUCUGACAGUGGUUUUAAGAUGGAGGUUCUGAAGGCGGUGACAGCCUUGGUGAAAAACUUCCCAAAGCACAUGGUAUCCUCCAUGCAACAGAUCCUGCCCAUUGUUUGGAACACUCUGACUGAAAGUGCUGCCUUUUAUGUGAGGACAGAAGUGAAUUAUACAGAGGAAGUAGAAGAUCCUGUGGAUUCUGAUGGAGAAGUCCUAGGCUUUGAAAAUCUCGUCUUUAGCAUUUUUGAAUUUGUCCAUGCCCUACUAGAAAACAGCAAAUUCAAAAGCACCGUUAAGAAAGCCUUGCCUGAGCUUAUUUACUACAUUAUCCUGUACAUGCAGAUUACCGAGGAGCAGAUUAAAGUGUGGACAGCUAACCCACAACAGUUUGUAGAAGACGAGGAUGAUGACACAUUCUCCUACACAGUUAGAAUUGCAGCUCAGGACCUGUUGCUGGCUGUGGCCACAGAUUUCCAGAAUGAGAGUGCUGUCGCCCUGGCUACUGCAGCCACUCGGCAUUUACAAGAAGCUGAGCAAACGAAAAACAGUGGCACUGAGCACUGGUGGAAGAUCCACGAGGCCUGCAUGCUUGCUCUGGGCUCUGUGAAGUCCAUCAUCACUGACAGCGUGAAGAAUGGCAGGGUCCAUUUUGACAUGCAUGGGUUCCUGACCAACGUCAUCCUUGCAGACCUCAACCUGUCAGCGUCUCCUUUCCUCUUGGGUCGGGCACUUUGGGCUGCCAGUCGUUUCACUGUUGCUAUGUCCCCUGAACUGAUUCAACAGUUCCUACAGGCAACAGUUAGUGGUCUUCAUGAGACACAACCCCCAUCAGUUCGAAUUUCUGCUGUGAGAGCCAUCUGGGGAUACUGUGAUCAACUGAAAGUUUCAGAGAGUACACAUGUGCUUCAGCCCUUCCUCCCCAGCAUACUUGAUGGUCUAAUUCACCUAGCAGCCCAGUUCAGCUCAGAAGUCCUCAACCUGGUGAUGGAGACCCUAUGCAUCGUUUGUACUGUUGACCCAGAAUUCACAGCAAGCGUGGAAAGCAAAAUCUGUCCCUUCACCAUCGCCAUUUUCCUAAAGUACAGUAAUGAUCCUGUUGUCGCUUCACUGGCUCAGGAUAUCUUCAAGGAACUGUCGCAGAUUGAAGCCUGUCAAGGUCCAAUGCAGAUGAGGCUGAUUCCCACUCUGGUCAGCAUAAUGCAGGCCCCAGCAGACAAGAUCCCUGCAGGGCUCUGUGCGACUGCCAUUGAUAUCCUGACCACAGUAGUUCGAAAUACAAAGCCUCCCCUUUCCCAGCUCCUUAUCUGUCAAGCUUUCCCUGCUGUGGCACAGUGCACCCUUCACACAGAUGACAAUGCCACCAUGCAGAAUGGUGGAGAGUGCUUGCGAGCCUAUGUGUCAGUGACACUGGAACAGGUAGCCCAGUGGCAUGAUGAGCAAGGCCACAAUGGACUAUGGUACGUGAUGCAAGUAGUGAGCCAGCUCCUUGACCCACGAACCUCAGAGUUCACUGCAGCCUUUGUAGGCCGCCUGGUCUCCACACUCAUCUCCAAGGCAGGGCGGGAGCUUGGGGAGAAUCUGGAUCAGAUUCUUCGUGCCAUCCUCAGUAAGAUGCAGCAGGCAGAGACACUCAGUGUGAUGCAGUCACUGAUCAUGGUAUUUGCUCAUCUGGUGCACACUCAGCUAGAACCUCUGUUAGAGUUCCUGUGUAGUCUUCCAGGACCGACUGGGAAGCCUGCCCUGGAGUUUGUGAUGGCUGAGUGGACGAGUCGGCAGCAUCUGUUCUAUGGACAGUAUGAAGGCAAAGUUAGCUCUGUGGCACUAUGUAAACUGCUCCAGCAUGGCAUCAAUGCAGAUGACAAGCGGCUACAAGAUAUUCGUGUGAAGGGAGAAGAGAUCUACAGCAUGGAUGAGGGCAUCCGUACUCGCUCUAAGUCUGCCAAAAACCCAGAGCGCUGGACAAACAUUCCUUUGUUAGUCAAGAUCCUAAAGCUGAUUAUCAAUGAGCUCUCCAACGUCAUGGAGGCCAAUGCUGCUCGCCAGGCCACUCCUGCUGAGUGGAGUCAAGAUGAUUCCAAUGACAUGUGGGAGGACCAAGAGGAAGAGGAGGAGGAGGAGGAGGACGGUUUAGCUGGUCAGCUUUUAUCUGACAUCCUUGCUACAAGUAAAUAUGAGGAGGAUUACUAUGAAGAUGAUGAGGAAGAUGACCCUGACGCCCUGAAGGAUCCUCUCUAUCAGAUUGAUCUGCAGGCAUAUCUCACAGACUUCCUUUGCCAGUUUGCUCAGCAGCCCUGUUAUAUAAUGUUUUCGUGCCACCUUAAUGACAACGAGAGGCGGGUUCUACAGACCAUCGGCAUCUAACAAGGGGAGUCUUCAACCUUUGUUCCCUCUCCUGGCUCAGCCACAGGCCAUUCUACAGCCUUCACUGGCCUUGAGAGUCACUUUUUCUCAACCUGGAGUGGCUUCGUGGCCCUUGGCCUCAACAGUGACACUGACACUCAGUUCUUGCUUACCAGGGCUGAUGUUUUAAAAAGCUAAAACAAAGAACAUUUCUCAAAGUCCUGUGAAGAUACCCCAAGUCUGGAACUCUUUUUCUCCCCAGCUCUGCCCCCUCCAUUCCUAGCAUCUUCGGUUGGCCAGACCAGAAACAUUGAUACCCAGGACUAUGGGUUCCUGAUUAUUUAAUCCCACCUCGGGAAUACAGGAAAAAGGACAUCUGUUGUGUUCAGAUAAGAACCCCUUGAGAGAUCAUUGUGCUCUCUGCCCUCAGCCAUUGAUGCUCUAGGUUCUCACUAAGAACCAGCUGGAGCAGAUACAUACUAAAUCUUUCCAGUAAUCUCAGCUUCAUGCUUUCCUCGUGCAACACUAAAGGUCCUCUGUCAAAGGAGCCAUCUUCCCAUCUUUGCUUCAUUGCAUGACACAGCCCCUCCCCCAGGCUCCUCAUAUAUACAUGCACACACAAAGUGAGCCAGACAGAUGGCAACUUGUCUUUCUUUUUUUAGGGGAAAAAAAAAUCAGGAAAAAGAUUUUUAUUUCUAAAUCUGCCUGACCCAUCUAUAUUGAAUAUGCCUCUUCUACACAUAACCACAGAGUCCGAUAUUCUAAGGUUACCCCAUCCCUCAGGAAUCCCCUAAAGUGCUUGAGUUGUAGCCCUCGAAUUUGCAACAUGUAUUUUUCUAGGACAGUAAAGUAAUCUUUACAAAUGAAUUUAGUCUGCAUACUCUAAGGUACCUCAGCAUCUCUGCCUUCUGUUUAUUCCCUCUAGAAGAAAAGUAAAAACAAGAAAAGAAAGUUUGGCCUAUUUUGGCAUCCUUCUGUAAUUUGGCAGACAGCUCAGAAAUCUUAGAGAACUGGUAUUUUUCAUUCAAGUAUGUUUAAACUGUCAGUGGUACAGCAUGUAGAUGGCCCAGCGUUCAGUCCCUAGUACUGCAAAAAUAAGGGGCAUCCCUCAGUGGGUUUCCCUUGUGUUAUGAAUUGAGAGAGAGGGUAAAGAUUAAGAGCAGAGUGAUUGUCUGAUAUUUCCUGUGUGUGAUAGUGCCCACAUCUGAUACUCCAUUUUUAAUAGCCAGAGCUAUUUCUUUGGGGUGAUGCUCUAACAAAAAGGAAAGGGAAUGUGGAAGUGAUGUUUGGCCUCCAGUGUGAAGCAGAAGGGUAACAGUGUAGCAUUUAAGGCCUUUCAUGGAACCCAAGGGUGUGGCAGCUUCUUUCUGACUAUACCACCUGAUGUCCUUAGUGCUCAGCCUUGAGUUCAGAGGCUUUUCACUAACAUUUCCACCUUCUUUGUAAGAGCCUGAGAAAGUGUUAUAGCUGUCUUCUGGCUGGCAGUGUGGAGACCAGUAUUAUCUCUGCCCUUGCUGCUUUUCCUCCUGAAGUUAAAAUUCCUGUUAAAGAGAAAUGGUAACAUACCUGCCUAGUGGUCCACAGAAAACCACAGUAUGAACUUUGGAACCUUGCUCCAUAGUUGACCUCAAAGCCAAUUGGAUUUGGUGCUAAAAACAGUAGACCAUUCCACACAAUUAAGUUGUCCGAUGGUUUUGAUGCUUUAGAACAAUGCCAGAUUAGCACUGACCUGCUGUGUUUGAGAAAGCUUGGAGACCCCCAUACAUACACGGGCAGUGAUUUGGUCAGUUCUAUGUCUAGUGCCAAAGUUAGUCCAAAGGGCCUCCCAUCCUGUUCCCAUGCUUCAGUGUUGGUGGGAAGGCUAAGCUCUUGCAUUAGGAAAUGCAUUCCUAGUUCCCCUAGGAAGCCAUCCAGGCCAACAUAUGACUGGUUGAGAGUAGAGGCUUUUAUGAGCCUUGAUGGAUAGAUACUUGCUUGUGUUUUCAGAGCAUUUAACUUCUGCAACAGGUACACAGUGAAUAUUCCUGUUCUGCUAAGAGCGUGUCCCUAAGAUCAGGUGACUGUUGGUGUGACAAAGUUGAACUCUGGCUCUUAUAUAUUUUUCUCUGAAAGCCAACUUCAUUUGGGAAAAGGGUAAGGUGCACUUUUGGAAGAUCAAGACCACUGAGCUAAUAAGAGAGGUGCCGGCUCUCUGAUGAAGGGUUUCCAGGAUAUAGUGAAACACUAGAAAGCUAAAAAGCAGGGGAAAAAACUCAAGAGAAGGAGUUGUUACUGCAAGUCACUGACUAGGAAGCAUGAACCCACAAGCAGAUGAGUAUCAGUAGGAGGGAAAGGAGUCACUGGGACUGAGAUGGUGGUUGUGAGCUAAAGAGCAAGUGGUGCCAAACUAAUGGAAACGAGCUUUGGUUUCUGUUAGCCACACCAAAAAGCCUAGAGAGCUAAAGUCAAUGCACUAAGUAACCAAACUACAAAUCAGCCCUUUGUAGGGCGUGUGAUGGGUCUCCCUUCGCUUCAGUGAUGAGUGGGUUUAUUAUGCCUUACUCUUUCCAAGAAGUUUGAAGCCAUUUGCAAGAGACUGACCUGAAAAUGGAAAGAAUACUGAUCAAAUUUUAGAUGAGAGGAAACCUCUAGGAAGGUUGACAUUUAGGAUCCAAGUAGAUCAGUCCUUAUAAGAAAAGGGGAGUGGCAACAGCAUUUAUCAGGAAGCAUGAAGAUUGGAGUUCUGUGUACCUCCUUAAAGUACUGGGUUUGUGGACCUAGGUUAUGGUCUAGGAUGCUGCAGAUUUUCUAUGUCCCUGUCUGUGAUCCUGGCUGAUGAUAGUACUUUGUAAAAGGACAACCAAAGCCUAAACUGUUGAGGGACAGCAGUGAUGUGGCUGAAAAGGUUGUGCUCAGAACAGCACUUAAGCAAGUUAAAGGAUUAUUCAGUGAAAAGCAUUGCACUGUCCCAGCCUACCAGGUGGACCUCUUGUGCCUAAGGAAAUAAAAGAUGGAUUUCUGGC